This is a messenger RNA of Phyllostomus discolor (pale spear-nosed bat), 3345 nucleotides long. RefSeq names its product contactin 4 (gene CNTN4). The record is from RefSeq and is a predicted model, not a curated record. Gene Ontology annotation, biological process: cell-cell adhesion; brain development. Gene Ontology annotation, molecular function: cell-cell adhesion mediator activity. Lineage: Eukaryota; Metazoa; Chordata; Mammalia; Chiroptera; Phyllostomidae.
CCGCAGAGCAGAGGGCCAGCGGGCGAGGGGAGGCCAGGCCCGUCCUGCUGCCGGUGCCAGGCGCCCGAGUCGCUGCCCGCUGCCGUGCCCGGAGCCCCGGUCCCAGGAGAAGGAGCGGCGUCUCCAUGCGACGCGCCCACCGCCCACGGGACUUCUGAACAUUCAAGGUCGGACACGGCUUGGAAGCAGCAGCCGUCCCGUUCGCUUGUCCUUGGACUCGAAACGCCUUUGACCUCGGGAGCGGAAGAUGAGGUUGCCAUGGGAACUGCUGGUCUUGCAAUCCUUCGUGCUGUGCCUUGCAGAUGAGCACACGCUGCACGGCCCGGUUUUUGUUCAGGAACCAAGCCAUGUCGUGUUCCCCUUGGACUCCGAGGAGAAGAGAGUGAAGCUCAGCUGCCAGGCCCGAGGGAACCCCAAGCCGCACAUCAGGUGGAGGUUAAAUGGAACAGAUGUCGACGUAGGUAUGGAUUUCCGCUACAGUGUCGUUGAAGGCAGCUUGUUGAUCAAUAACCCCAAUAAAACCCAGGACUCGGGAGCGUACCAGUGCGUAGCCACCAACGCCUUUGGAACGGUGGUCAGCAGAGAAGCGAGGCUCCAGUUUGCUUAUCUGGAGAACUUCAAGACGAGGACACGGAGCACGGUGUCGGUCCGCCAAGGUCAGGGGAUGGUGCUGCUGUGCGGGCCGCCCGCCCACUCCGGAGGGCUGAGCUACGCCUGGAUCUUCAACGAGUACCCGUCCCACCAGGACAACCGCCGCUUCGUCUCCCAGGAGACCGGGAACCUGUACAUCGCCAAGGUGGAGGCGUCGGACGUGGGCAACUACACCUGCGUGGUCACAACACGGUGACCAGGCCACAGGGUGCUGGGCCCCCCCACCCCGCUGAUCCUGAGGAGCGACGGGGUGAUGGGCGAGUAUGAGCCCAAAAUCGAGGUGCAGUUCCCAGACACGGUCCCCACGGCCAAGGGUGCCACGGCCAGGCUGGAGUGCUUCGCCCUGGGCAACCCGGUGCCCACGAUCACCUGGAGGCGAGCGGACGGGAAGCCGCUGGCGAGGAAGGCCCGGAGACACAAGUCCAGCGGGGUCCUGGAGAUCCCCAACUUCCAGCAGGAGGACGCGGGCCCGUACGAGUGCGUGGCCGAGAACUCCAGGGGCAGGAACGUGGCCAGGGGGCAGCUGACUUUCUACGCUCAGCCUAAUUGGAUCCAGAAAAUAAACGAUGUCCACGUGGCCAUGGAAGAAAACGUCUUCUGGGAGUGCAGGGCCAGCGGCCGGCCCAGGCCCACGUACCGGUGGCUGAAAAACGGCGACCCGCUGCUCGCUCGGGCCGGAGUGCACAUCGAGCAGGGCACGCUCAACCUCACGGCGGCCAGCCUGUCGGACGCCGGCAUGUACCAGUGCGUGGCGGAGAACCGGCACGGGGCGGUCUACUCCAGCGCGGAGCUGAGCGUCGUAGCGGCGGGCCCCGACUUUUCAAGAACCCUCCUGAAAAGGGUGACCCUGGUCAGAGUGGGGGGCGACGCGGUCAUCGAGUGCAAGCCGGAAGCCGCGCCGAAGCCCACCUACACCUGGAGGAAGGGGCGGGACGUGUUGAGAGAGAGCGAGAGAGUUACUGUUUCUGAAGACGGCAGCCUCCGAAUCGUCAACGUGACGAAAGCCGACGCCGGGAGCUACACCUGCGUGGCCACCAACCACUUCGGCACGGCGAGCAGCACCGGGAGCCUGGCCGUGAAAGACCCCACCAGGCUGACCGUGCCCCCCGCCAGCAUGGACGUCACGGUCGGGGAGAGCAUCGUCCUCACCUGCCAAGUGAGCCAUGACCCCUCACUGGACAUCGCAUUCACCUGGCGGUUCAACGGGCGGCUGGUCGACUUCGACAGGGAUGGGGACCACUUCGAGAGGGUCGGAGGGGACUCGGCGGGCGACCUGAUGAUCCGCAACAUCCAGCUCAGGCACGCCGGCAAGUACGUGUGCGCCGUGCAGACCAGCGUGGACCAGCUGUCCGCGGCCGCCAGCCUGAUGGUCAGAGGUCCCCCAGGCCCCCCCGAGGCCGUGACCGUCGAUGAAAUCACGGACACCACCGCCCAGCUGUCCUGGAGACCCGGGCCCGACAACCACAGCCCCGUCACCGUGUACGCCAUCCAAGCCAGGACCCCGUUCUCCGUGGGCUGGCAGGCCGUCAGCACAGUCCCCGAAGUCAUCGACGGGAAGACGUUCACGGCGACCGUGGCCGGCUUAAACCCCUGGGUGGAGUACGAGUUCCGUGCGGUGGCAGCCAACGCCAUCGGCAUCGGGGAGCCCAGCCAGCCCUCCGAGAAGCGGCGGACCGAGGAGGCCCUCCCCGAGGUCACCCCAGCUAACGUCAGCGGCGGAGGCGGCAGCAAGUCGGAGCUGGUCAUCACCUGGGAGACAGUGCCCGAGGAGCUGCAGAACGGGCGGGGCUUCGGCUACGUGGUGGCCUUCCGGCCCUACGGCACCGGCACCUGGAUGCUGACGGUGCUGGCCUCGGCUGACGCCUGCAGAUACGUCUUCCGCAACGAGAGCGUGCGCCCCUUCGCCCCCUUCGAGGUCCGCGUGGGCACCUACAACAGCAAGGGCGAGGGCCCCUUCAGCCCCGUGACGGUGGUGUACUCCGCGGAGGAAGAACCCACCAAACCUCCCGCCAACCUCUUCGCCAGAAGUCUGUCUGCGACCGACAUCGAAGUGUUCUGGGCCUCCCCCGCGGAGAAGAACAGAGGACGGAUCCAGGGCUAUGAGGUCAAAUACUGGAGACACGAAGACAAGGAGGAGAACGCCAGGAAAAUACGGACACCCGGGAACCAGACGUCGGCAAAAAUCACCAACUUGCAAGGCAGCGCGCUGUACCACGUGGCCGUCAAGGCCUACAACACGGCCGGGGCCGGGCCCUCCAGCGCCGCCGUCAACGUGACCACCCGGAAGCCUCCGCCCAGUCAGCCCCCCGGAAACAUCGUGUGGAACUCGUCCGACUCCAAGAUUGUCCUCAACUGGGACCGCGUGACGGCGCUGGGAAACGAGUCGGAGGUGAAGGGCUACAAGGUCCUGUACAGGUGGAGCAGACACGGCGGCACGUCCGUCGUGGAGACGAACGGGACGUCAGUGGAGCUCGCCCUGCCGCUGGACCAGGACUGCAUCGUGGAGAUCAGGCCCUUCAGCGACGGGGGCGACGGCAGCGCCAGCGAGCAGAUCCGAAUCCCAAAGAGGACAGACGCCUACGCCCGGGGCGCGGGGCCCUCCACCUCCAACGCCUGCGCGCUGUCCGCCCUCAGCACCAUCAUGCUGUCGCUCACGGCCAGGUCCAGCUUGUGACGGAUGCUGCCGCGGCACCG